CAAGAGAAUACGAAAGACAAAAGCGCAAUCACUUUUUCCAUGGCUUUGGCGUCAAUAAUCCUAAGUCAGCACACACGAACAACACUAUACUUGUGAGGUUAUUUGAGAAAUACACAACGGACCCUGAGCAAAUAUCCUACUUCGGACUUUUAGACGCAGGAGCUGCUUUGGCAACAUUGCUCAGGAGCGUUUUCAAUCGACGGGCAAUUUUACUAAUAGACGAAUACGAUGGGCCGAUAAGGCACGCACUCCUCAACCCGAAUGUUACAAACGGUAAUGCUACUAAAAUCAAUGAUUUUCUCGCCGAAUUCUUGAAAAAAUUAGUAAAAUCAGGUCAAAGGCUUGUCGAGCGUUCACUGCUUACUGGCAUUACCAGAGUAGGGAGUACAUAUUCUCUCGAAAUCAAUAAUCUAAAAUUUUACCGAAUAUUCGAUGAACCAAAAAUUGCCCCUUAUUAUGGAUUUACACGGGAAGAAGUCAUACAUCUUAGCAAAAAAUUUUCGGUUGAAGAUAAGAUUGACUUAAUGACAGAUUAUUACGAUGGCUUCAAAAUAGAUGAAGGCUCAUCCAUGUUUUGCAUGGAGUCGGUGAUUAGUUUUUUGCAUUUUCGAGUUUGA
Molecule: messenger RNA, 617 nt
Organism: Bemisia tabaci
Lineage: Eukaryota; Metazoa; Arthropoda; Insecta; Hemiptera; Aleyrodidae
Source: RefSeq, a predicted model, not a curated record